AUGGCCGAAGAAACCAGCAAAUUGAGAUACAUUGAUAUCGGCAUCAAUUUUACCGACCCAAUCUUCCGCGGCAUCUACCACGACAAGCAACGGCACGAAGAUGAUUUCGAAGACAUCAUCCAGCGCGCCCUAGACGCCGGAUGCAAGAAGUUCAUGGUCACAGGAUCCGACCUCGCAGAGUCUAAACACGCCAUUGAAAUCUCUAAAGCCUACCCUGGACUGUGCUACGCGACAAUAGGCGUCCACCCUUGCUCUGCUAAACAAUUCGAUGAGUAUCCUGGUGGACCUGACAAGCUCCUCGAGGCGCUGAAAGAGCUUGCGGCGGAGGCGAAAGAGGCGGGCCAUGCUGUUGCGUUCGGCGAGUUUGGACUCGAUUAUGAUCGCUUGUUUCUGACGCCUAAGGAGCAGCAGCUCAAGUACUUCGAAGAGCAGCUCGAGAUUGCUGUUGAGGUGCAGCUCCCCUUGUUCCUGCAUUCGCGAGCUGCGAGCGAAGAUUUUGAGAGGUUGUUGAAGGCGAAGUUGGAGCAGUUGCCGAAGAGAGGGUUGGUGCAUAGUUUCACAGGGACAGUGGGGGAGAUGCAGAGACUAAUAGAACUGGGCUUCGACAUUGGAGUUAAUGGGUGUAGCAUGAAGACGGACGAGAACAUCGAUGUCGUGAGGCAAAUACCACUUGAGCGGUUGCAGAUCGAGACAGAUGGUCCCUGGUGCGAAAUGCGGCCCAGUCAUGCGUCAGCAAAGUUCCUCAAGGAUGCCCCGCCUUUACCCAAGGCUAUCAAGAAGGAGAAGUUUGUCAAGGGUGCCAUGGUCAAGGGGCGAAAUGAGCCUGCUACCAUUCCGCACGUGGCGUAUGCUAUUGCGCAGAUCAAGGGCAUCACCGUGGAAGAGGUGUGCGAUGCGGCGUGGAACAACUCAAUCAAGAUGUUCGGCCUUGGAGUGUCAGCAUAGAAUGGUUCCUUUUGACGGCAUAUAGAGUGCAUUUAGAG
Macroventuria anomochaeta is the source of this 983-nucleotide messenger RNA. RefSeq names its product deoxyribonuclease tatD. The record is from RefSeq and is a predicted model, not a curated record. Gene Ontology annotation, molecular function: 3'-5'-DNA exonuclease activity. The transcript is spliced from 4 exons. Gene Ontology annotation, cellular component: cytosol. NCBI's taxonomy places the organism in Eukaryota, Fungi, Ascomycota, Dothideomycetes, Pleosporales, Didymellaceae. The coding region runs from base 1 to 945 and encodes 314 amino acids.